This is a messenger RNA of Ostertagia ostertagi, 642 nucleotides long. The record is from the annotation of a GenBank genome assembly. Lineage: Eukaryota; Metazoa; Nematoda; Chromadorea; Rhabditida; Trichostrongylidae.
AUGAGCAAGACAGUCGGUGCUGUUCUCAAAGAAAUUGUUCCACCAGCUACGAAAACAACAUUGAAAGUCACAGUUGUCGGAGUCGGACAAGUUGGAAUGGCAUGUGCUUACAGCAUUCUGCAGCAGGGAUCAGCGAGUGAAUUAUGCUUGGUGGAUAUGGUUGCGGACAAGGUGAAGGGAGAAAUGAUGGACCUCCAGCAUGGUCUUGCAUUCGCGGGUCGAUGUAAUAUCCAGGCCAGCACAGACUACUCUAUCACGGCUGGGUCGAAAAUAUGCAUUAUCACAGCCGGGGCUCGUCAAAAGGAAGGAGAGUCGCGGCUUUCGCUGGUGCAGAGAAACGUCGACAUUUUCAAAGGAAUCGUCCCCAAACUUGUUCAGAAUUCUCCAGAUACUCUUAUCAUGGUCGUGUCAAAUCCAGAUUCCGUUUUAUGCUGUCAGAAAAGCUCAAAAUCGCUCCAUCUUCUUGCCAUGGAUGAGCAUGGGCUCCAUGCCAUAACAGAUGACGUCUAUCUAUCGGUUCCGUGCGUGGUUGGCACGAACGGCGUCACACAUGUAGUAAAACAGAAUCUCAAUCCGGAGGAAAUCGAAAAGCUUCAUAAAAGUUGGAAGACCCUAUUUGAGGUGCAGAAGCAACUUAAGCUG